GACUGUAACACACAGACAGACGGGGCCGAUCAUUUCCGGUGUUGAAUGGCGGCGCUGACGAUGGAGCCGAUUCGGCUGCACAGAGAUGUUUCUAGGGCCAUUGAGUUGCUGGAGAAGUUGCAAAGGAGCGGAGAAGUACCACCCCAAAAGCUUCAUGCUUUGCAAAGAGUGCUUCAGAGUGAAUUCUGUAUUGCUGUACGAGAGGUUUACGAGCAUGUGUACGAGACUGUAGACAUUAAUAGCAGUCCAGAAGUAAGAGCCAGUGCCACUGCCAAGGCAACAGUUGCAGCGUUUGCUGCCAGUGAAGGACACUCGCAUCCAAGGGUUGUCGAACUUCCCAAAACGGAUGAAGGACUGGGAUUCAACAUCAUGGGUGGAAAGGAGCAAAACUCUCCUAUAUACAUAUCGCGCAUUAUCCCUGGUGGAAUUGCAGAUCGCCAUGGGGGACUGAAGCGGGGAGACCAGCUUCUGUCAGUAAAUGGAGUGAGCGUUGAAGGAGAACACCAUGAAAAGGCAGUUGAGCUACUGAAAGCUGCCCAUGGAACUGUUAAAUUAGUUGUCAGAUACACGCCAAAAGUGCUGGAAGAAAUGGAAUCGCGGUUCGAGAAAAUGAGAUCAGCAAAACGCAGACAGCAAAUCAACUAUUAAACCUACAUUUGUCAAACAGUUCCACACAAUGCUUCAUUGUUCUGAAUUUUACAGUACGGUUGAGCUUUCUCACUGUCUGCUCUGUCUUGCAGUGAGGAGGGGAACAUUAUCAAUAGUUUUAACACUAGUUUGUCACUGUGAUCAUGAACAUCAUAAUGGAGAAUAUUGCUUGUUUAAAAGCUUUUGAUAAAAUUUUGAGAACAAAGUAUGUUAAAGGCAUUUCUAUCAGUACUCCGUUUUAAAAUGAUUAUUUUCCAAUAAGCAGUGUGAUUUUACCGUUUCUGCCCAUUGAAAGUGAUUCCUAAUAUUUUUGAGAACAGAGGAGUUGCUAAGUUGUUCCAUGUAAAGUUGAUAAAUUAACAUCAGUAAAGCAUGACAGUAAACAUGUGAUGCUUGGCAAUCGCGUUACUUCAACCAUUCAUGUACUAAUUUGGCUCGGUCACCUCCAUUUUCCCUGAUUAUUCCGUGUUUAAUAUUCAAACCUCGAAAAGAAUGAGGGAGGGGAAAAAUAGCAUGAAAGAUGUUGGUUCCUAAAUUUUUCUGGCAGGUUAACAUUUAUGAGGACACUAAGACUCGUUACACGCCCAGUCUGUUUAUCCAAACAAGAACACUCCCUUUCAUUACGGUUAUUCCUGGCUAACUGAAUCAUUCAAGCCAUCUUCGACUGUUGUUACAUUGACAGAAUGGAAAUGUAGAUCAAUAGAAACCUGCAAUCUUUGCCAAAUAUGACUUGCAAUGUGAUAAAACAUUGUUGGUGUUUCGCAUUAUUAAUUAUCUAAUCUUAGUCGCAUCGACCUCGUUUAUGAUAAAGUGAAGGAGCCAAGUUGCAUUACUCCAUUUGACUUCACUUCAAGUCUGAUUAGUCUGGUCUUAAAGUAAAAGUCACUGCAAGGACUAUGCUUCAUAAAUUCAUAUUCACAGACCAGCGUCCCUCACUCUGUGGAUAUGAAAUUGUCCUAUGGAGAAGUCACCUCAGGUCGAUGCUUGCGAGCUAACAAGGUUUAAUUCUCUACCUCCAGCAGACUUUUUGAAUCCGCAAUGUAUUUGCAGUGCAGUCAUCGAGACAAAUACAAUUUUGCACGAGGAUUUCUGUUAACUGGAUUCCACACAGGCUUUUCCACCACUUGUUCGAAUAACUUUUUUAUCAAACGAGUUUUUGUAUUCUUGAUAUAAAUUUUUCUACUUUUUUUUCAAAAAAGGAAAAACUAACGCCUCUGCUAUUGAACACUUUUCAAACAAAAAAUGUUCUAUUUGUCAACUUUAAUCCUGCACUGAAGACCAAGAUAGUAAUCGCUCAUCAUUUUAGAAUGCUGGCCAAGAGUGUACAUUGUGCUGUUUUGCUCAUAAAUGCCACACGGUAAUAGAAAUGAAAGCAUAUUUUUGAGUGUUACUUAUGAGUUUCUCUAAACGAGUGGAUAUUUAAAAGAAGCAUUUUUAUAGCUUUACUACCUAUUGGAAUGCUUGACUUGCGCAUUAUGUAUUACAUUAAAUAAUGCCUGAAAUCGUCUUCAUUGCUUACAAAUAUCUGUGUCUGCGCAGUUUUCAUGACCAUCUGAAUACCUGAGCUAUUUUGAUUCCUGUAUUCCUAACUCUAUACAAUUGAUUGUAACAUAAGCAAUUUUAUAUUCUGCUGUUUCUGUAUUUGUAAGCGAGAAAAUCAACUUGAUAUCGCAAGUAUUGACAAUCAUUUCCUGCUUUUCCUCCUUUAAAAUUAUACAUUCUCUUUGCUUGGAUGCAUGUUUAGCUUCACAGUGAAAUUAAUAAUCGGUAGUUAUCUGAAACCUGUAUCAGACCAAGCUGCCAUCUUCCAGAAAAGUAAAAAUCCACUAAUUUAAUUGACUACACUAUAAAGCUCAUAUAUUUGAUUCUGAUUUUUUUGACAGUAAAAGUAAUUUAUGUUCACUUCUUUUUUUAAAGGAAAGCUGUGGAUUGUAAAAUGCCAAAUGUAUUAGUUUGGAAAUGCCUCUGUUUUAAUUUGUAGGAUUUUAAUUUUAUUAAAAUUUUAUUGGACAA
This is a messenger RNA of Callorhinchus milii (elephant shark), 2661 nucleotides long. RefSeq names its product lin-7 homolog C (C. elegans) (gene lin7c). Bases 46 to 648 code for a protein of 200 amino acids. Gene Ontology annotation, cellular component: MPP7-DLG1-LIN7 complex; basolateral plasma membrane; synapse. Gene Ontology annotation, molecular function: L27 domain binding. The record is from RefSeq and is a predicted model, not a curated record. The transcript is spliced from 5 exons. Gene Ontology annotation, biological process: maintenance of epithelial cell apical/basal polarity; protein localization to basolateral plasma membrane; neurotransmitter secretion. Lineage: Eukaryota; Metazoa; Chordata; Chondrichthyes; Chimaeriformes; Callorhinchidae.